AUGGUGACGGUGAUAAAGCGAAAUACACGAAUUCCGACAAAGCAGACAUGCAGUUCCCAAACAGCUAGCGAUAAUCAAACAAGUGUGCUCACCAGUAUUUUUGAGGGUGAACGUGCGAUGGCCAAAGACAACUACUUUUUGGGCGAGUUUUUGGUAAAGGGUUUCCCAGCAAAGCCGCGUGGUGAGAUUAAGUUUGAAGAUACCUUUGAAAUUGACGAAAAUGGCAUUCUUCAUGUGUCGUCAGUGGAAAAGUCUACUGGGAAGCAGAACAGCAUCACUAUCACUAAGUACAAGGGUCACCUGUCUGAGGAGGAGGCAAAGCUAAUGCUGGCUGAGGCGGAGAAGUUCAAGCAGGAGGAUAAGAAGGAGAGGAGUAGGGUGGCAGCGAUGAAUGCGCUAUUGGACUGCAUCUACAGCACUAAAAGAAAAUUGGAGAAAGAGGAGGUAAAGCAGAAGAUAUCAGGGAAGAACCGAAAAAAGUUACUUGCGAAGUGUGAGGAGAUGAUCAAGUGGACGGACACGGAGAAACAGGCCACAAAGGAGGAAUACGAAAGAAAGCGCAAACAGUUUGAGAGCGAGUGCAGCCUCUAA
Molecule: messenger RNA, 591 nt
Organism: Echinococcus granulosus
Lineage: Eukaryota; Metazoa; Platyhelminthes; Cestoda; Cyclophyllidea; Taeniidae
Product: Heat shock cognate protein
Exons: 1
Coding region: 1-591 (196 amino acids)
Biological process (GO): cellular response to unfolded protein; protein refolding; vesicle-mediated transport
Cellular component (GO): cytoplasm; plasma membrane; nucleus
Molecular function (GO): ATP binding; heat shock protein binding; misfolded protein binding
Source: RefSeq, a predicted model, not a curated record